AUGCGGUCUUCCUGUUCGGCUGUCGUGCGAGUCUUCGCGGGGCUACUCGUGCUCUGCGCCCUGUCCCAGUCGCUCGUGGUGACCAAGUUUCCCCACUUCCAGACCUUUGACUCGUGGGACGAGUGCAGCUAUGCCGGAACGUGUUACGAGAAGGAAUGCAUCAACCUGCCGGCGGGAUGGGCGAACGUGCCGAUCGAAGCCGUGGAGUUCUACAACCAGUCACGCAACUGGUGGAUCACCGAGGGCCAGACGUCGUCGAACGUCGACUGGGAGACCAGGAAUCCUCUCACGUGUAGCGAGCUGUUGACCGGUCCCUGCGGCGACCACACGAGCACCUCGGGCAAGUACGCCUAUAUCGAGGCGUCGGGGUGCUACGGUUCCGAGUUUGAGUUCUUCAGUCCCACCAUCAUGUACACGAACGAAAGCGCCACGGUGAGCUUCUACUACUUCAUGUACGGUGCGGACAUGGACGCCGCCGAGGGCAAGGCCACGCUCACGCUGUCGAUGAAGGCCCUCAACGCGUCUUCCCCGUCGUGGGUCGACGUGGUGACGUUCACCGGCCAGCAGCAGACCAGCCCCACCGAGGCUUGGCGAGUCCACGAGGCCAACGUCGACAGCCUCCUCCCGGCGACCGCCUCCACCAGCGCUCCGAUGGCUGUGCAGUACAGAUUCAGGGCUGCGACGGCUGGCACGAGGGGCUUGACCAAGGACUUCUUCAAGAGUGAUAUCGCGCUCGACGAUGUGCUCUUUACCCAGAGCGGUGCAUCCAAGGACACCACGCCUUACGUAGACCCCACGCCGACGCCCUCGCCUUCGCCAGCGAACGACGCUGCUCCUGGCGGCGGCGGCGGACUGGAGGACUGGGAGAUCGGCACCAUCGUGGGCAGCAUUCUGGGUGGCCUGUUGUUGCUUGCCCUUCUCCUGGCCGCGGCCGUGAUCAUCCUCCUGCUCAUCAUCAGCCCGAGGCGCAACAUGCAGAAGGUGCGCAGCGGCUCCACGAGCAGCUCGGGAGGCUCGGGCAGCUCCGACAACGAGGCGCCGGUCAACCCGAUCGCGCCUCCGCCCACGGAGCACUACAGGAACAGUGUGGUCAUGUAA
Acanthamoeba castellanii str. Neff is the source of this 1098-nucleotide messenger RNA. RefSeq lists its product as uncharacterized. Gene Ontology annotation, cellular component: membrane. Lineage: Eukaryota; Discosea; Longamoebia; Acanthamoebidae. The record is from RefSeq and is a predicted model, not a curated record. The transcript has 6 exons. The coding region runs from base 1 to 1098 and encodes 365 amino acids.